Molecule: messenger RNA, 372 nt
Organism: Umbelopsis ramanniana AG
Lineage: Eukaryota; Fungi; Mucoromycota; Umbelopsidomycetes; Umbelopsidales; Umbelopsidaceae
Exons: 1
Coding region: 56-352 (98 amino acids)
Source: RefSeq, a predicted model, not a curated record
GGCCCAGAUACCAAAAAGACUUCGGCAUAUACCGGCUGUUCCAUACUGGAAAUACAUGCGGUCUGCUCUGUCAAGCGAAAGCGCCGAUGUUAGAACCCAGAAGAUUGUCCUUCCAGUAUUAGCCAGAUCGCCAAAUGGCGUGUACCUUCGUCCAUAUAGAGGGGGGUGGACCGUUUGCGUUGCUGGCCCAGCAGCUAUAAAAUCUUUGUUCAUUCGUAAAGGUACGUGCAUAUCGCAAAUCGAUUUUGCCAUAGGAGUCAAGAGUACUCAUUUAUCAGUUUACGAUCAGACGAUUUUCCGAAGCACGAAAGCUUUUCCCUGCAUAGCGAAUCGCUUCUCAACAAAUUUAUAGGCACGGAAAACAUCGUUGCG